This is a messenger RNA of Micropterus salmoides (largemouth bass), 3150 nucleotides long. It is a transcript of the gene cpeb1b, whose product is annotated as cytoplasmic polyadenylation element binding protein 1b. Gene Ontology annotation, biological process: negative regulation of cytoplasmic translation. The coding region runs from base 81 to 1832 and encodes 583 amino acids. NCBI's taxonomy places the organism in Eukaryota, Metazoa, Chordata, Actinopteri, Centrarchiformes, Centrarchidae. Gene Ontology annotation, cellular component: nucleus; neuron projection; synapse. The record is from RefSeq and is a predicted model, not a curated record. The transcript is spliced from 12 exons. Gene Ontology annotation, molecular function: translation factor activity, RNA binding; ribosome binding; mRNA 3'-UTR binding.
AGCAGACUUCAUAAAUAUGACCUUUUAUUGCAGACGACGGUUAUUAUUGUGACGUUACUCACAGUUUGUAAGUCCACAUCAUGGCGUUUUCCCUGAGAAACGAUCCUCGCAGGCCGGACAGCCCGGACCCCGAGUCUCCGGCCCUGUCCACCUGCAGCAACGCGGACAUCUUUCGCAGGAUGAACACCAUGUUGGGCAACGCUCUGGAUUUCACCGGUGUGUGCACCACGCCUAACAACAACAACAACACCACCAACAAGGGAAAGCCAGAUCUGCUGUGUGAGUCGGAGCUGGCCGCGGUGGGCAGCAGGAGGAUGCUCUUCCCCAACCGUGCUGGCAUGCCCGGCUCCCACGAGAUGCCACCAUCCAGGGGCCCACCGGGUGUCACAGACCUGGGCCUGGGCCUCCAGUCUCUUCGGCUGUCUGGCUGGGACAGACCCUGGAGCAGCCAGGAGUCAGACGCACUCACCUCCCCUUCCCAGGCUCAGACUAGCUCACCUUCCAUGCUAGGUAUACUGAACAGUCCCUUCAGUAGCAUCCUUGGGAAGCCCCCUGGCUACCUACCCCCUGAGUCCAUGAGCAUGACGGCUGACUUCUUGGAGAAGUUCCCUAGCAUGGCUCGCAUGGCAAACCGUCUGGACUCGGGCUCCUUUUUGGACUCUCGAUCCAGCAGUCCUGAAGACUCUGAGACCAGUGGCUUUAGUUCUGGCUCUGACCACCUGUGUGACAUGCUGUCAACUUUGCGGAUUUCCCCUCCCCUGCCUUAUCUCACAUCAAACAUUCAGAAGGAUCUACUGCGAUUGGGCUCCCGCCUGGACCCCCAGGACUCCAGCUCUCCUCUGACGCCACCAUCCAGUGCCAGCCCUGCCUCCUCAGUCAUUUCCCGCCGCUGGCGUACCGGUUCUCCAUGGCCUGGUACUGACAUGCUAGACCACUCAGAUGAUGUGUUCAGUAUUGAGAGGGAGGCCCGUCUGCACAGACAAGCUGCAGCUGUGAAUGAGGCUACAUUUACCUGGAGUGGUCAGUUGCCUCCCAGAAACAACAAGGAUCCCCUGUACUCCUGCAAGGUCUUUCUUGGUGGCGUGCCAUGGGACAUCACAGAAGCUGGGCUGAUCAACACCUUCAGUGGCUACGGCCCUCUGACUGUGGAGUGGCCCGGUAAGGAUGGAAAGCAUCCCCGCUGUCCUCCCAAAGGUAAUGUGGCCAAAGGCUAUGUUUACCUGGUGUUUGAGAAUGAAAAGUCUGUGAGGGCAUUGCUCCAUGCCUGCUCCCAGGACCCAUUUCACCCCGAGGACAACCGAGAGUACUACUUCAAGAUGUCCAGCCGCAGAAUGCGAUGCAAGGAUGUGCAGGUGAUCCCCUGGGUAAUCUCAGACAGUAACUAUGUGCGCUGUCCUGCCCAGCGUCUGGACCCCAGUAAGACUGUGUUUGUUGGUGCACUGCAUGGAAUGCUGAAUGCUGAGGCACUGGCCAGCAUCAUGAACGAUCUGUUUGGAGGAGUCAUGUACGCUGGCAUUGACACGGACAAGCACAAGUACCCAAUAGGCUCUGGACGUGUCACUUUUAACAAUCAGCGCAGUUACCUGAAGGCUGUAUGUGCAGCUUUUGUGGAGAUCAAAACCCCCAAGUUUACAAAGAAGGUCCAGAUUGACCCCUACCUGGAAGACUCCAUGUGUCAAGUUUGCCUUCGCCAACCUGGGCCUUUCUUCUGCAGAGACCAGGCCUGCUUCAAGUACUACUGCCGCUCUUGCUGGCACUGGCAGCACUCCAUGGACAUCCUGAGCAACCACCGGCCCCUCAUGCGCAACCAGAAGAACAGGGACUCCAGCUAGAGCGGAUGGAUCCAAACACUCUGAAGGGCCAGAGGAAGAGCCCCUCUCUACGGGGUGAGGCUGCCCGCCAAGGAGAGCACGUGUGCCAGACCUCCCUCAGUACGAGGGCACCAUGGCACUCCACCAGGCACAGGGAUAUCACUGUAGAAAAUGUUCACUUUUGCACUUGCUACAUUUUUGCUGUUCACAGUGGCACUAUGCACAGUGACCUUGUUGGGAGAGACAAGGGGCCCUUCACACUUAUGCAUUUUCCCAGACUUGUGGCCAGACAGAGAUGGGAGUCAGCCUAAAGUUAAGAAGUGGACGAAAAUGCCAUUUCUUUUUUUUUUUCUUUUUUGUUUACAUGUGUUGCAUAGUGAAGAGCAAUCACGCAAGUCUCAUUGCCGUUCAUUGGCAAAUGCCAUACAGUGCCUUUAAAUUUUUAUUUUUUCCCCCCCUCCCUCCCCUACCCCCAGUUGGCAUCAGUUUUUCCUGUGCAAGCCAACUGGUGUUUCUUACUUUUGGGAGUUGAAUGUUGGGCUUCAUUUAACCAGUCGCAUUUCAGACAUUUUUACGCAGUUUUUUACUAAUUUCUACACAAACGGUUUUAAGUCAUAACAUGAAAAUUUUGAACCGAAUUCUACCAGGCGGCUGUUUAUGGGAGAACCCCCUUUUAUUUUUUUUUCUCAUACAUGUUUUCUGUGGCUUUUCUUUUUAAUUUGCCCUCCCAAAUUUCAACUGAAUGGGCACGAAAUGUUGGAAAUACUACUAACUUGCUUUGUUUGUCCAGUUAUAUUAAAUGUAUGUAACAGUAAUACUGGAUAUGCUUCAACUGGCGAUCUAUCAUUUCUCAAGCAACUGAUGGACCCUGUUGAGUAUAGUGAAUGAACAUUUGAUCGUACAUAGUUUGGUUUUUUGCACUUUUUAAUUUGCACGUUUGGAGAGGUGGCAGUGGUUUUUAAUCACUUUUUGUACAUCAGCAGGGGGACAUGCCUAUGAUUAGAACAGCUGCUUGUUUCCUGUUGAAUGUAAGAACUUCCACUUAGCUGAUGAUAAAUUGAAUCUAUCCAGAGCUUGAGUAGACCCCAGUAAAUGACUACACGCUUUCUUAUCCCAUUUUUCUUCCUGUUCCAGUUGGACAUCAAUGCAUAAGCUGUGUGCCAAAGACAAAGUGUCUUUUCUUUAUCCAUUAGGUUUGUCAUGCUGAGCUUGUUGUCCCUUAGCCCAGCUGCUUUUUAGAGUUUUGAAAGUCUACCUCAUUGUGGUCUGCCAAGUUUGCUGCUACUUACACUUGUGGAGUAUGUUCAGAUUGGGCACAAUAAAGGUGUUUAAGCAUUAA